AUGGCACUGGCGAAUCGACUUGGGAUUAUUGUGGGAGGGUUGGGAGGUGCGGAGCAGAUCAUCUUCACAAGGACAUUCCACUGAGACUACAUUCAGGCAUCGGCAGCGUGACAGCCAACCUUCUUCGCUCUCGCGGAACAAAGUUGGCUCUCUUAUACGCCCCAUUGGAAUCAGAAAGAGUUCGACCGGUCCUCAAAGACAUUUUUGAUACCGAACCAGAAUCAUCGUCUGACAUCAAAGCUUACGAAUGCGACAUCACCUCUGCCAAUUCUGUUCAAGAUGCCUUCGACGCCAUUGCAUCUGACAAUACCGCCUUCCCAAGCAUCUUGGUCAAUACCGCUGGCUACGUGAGCCUCCAUCCCUUCGAGACAUUCCCCACGGAUGAGGUCCUGAUGCAUUACAACAUCAAUCUCCUCGGCCCUACCCUGACCGCACAAGCUUUCGCGAGACUCUACUUCCAAUCCGCCGAAGCCAACCGAGCCAAAGCCCCCGGAGGCAGAAUCGUCAACAUUGCCUCCCAGGCGGCCCACGUCGCCCUGAACCAUCACGGGCCUUACUGCGCGAGCAAAGCCGGCCUCCUCGGCCUCACCAAGUGCAUGGCCAGCGAGUGGGGCCCAAGGGGCAUCACCGCCAACACCGUCAGCCCCGGUCCCGUCAUGACCGCCCUCGGCCGGAAGGCCUGGGGCGAUCCCACCCUGAGCGAGCCCUACCUCGCCGGCGUCCCCACGGGCCAGUUCGCGGAGCCGAUGGAGGUGGCGAGGAUUGUGGAAUUUCUGUGCUCCGAUGGGGCAAGGAAUGUUAAUGGUGCUGAUGUGAGGCUUGAUGGGGGGUUUACGAUUCGAUGA
This is a messenger RNA of Lecanosticta acicola, 845 nucleotides long. The record is from the annotation of a GenBank genome assembly. NCBI's taxonomy places the organism in Eukaryota, Fungi, Ascomycota, Dothideomycetes, Mycosphaerellales, Mycosphaerellaceae.